Homalodisca vitripennis (glassy-winged sharpshooter) is the source of this 1712-nucleotide messenger RNA. RefSeq names its product cytochrome P450 4C1-like. The transcript has 12 exons. The record is from RefSeq and is a predicted model, not a curated record. Gene Ontology annotation, molecular function: heme binding; oxidoreductase activity, acting on paired donors, with incorporation or reduction of molecular oxygen; iron ion binding. The coding region runs from base 132 to 1637 and encodes 501 amino acids. Lineage: Eukaryota; Metazoa; Arthropoda; Insecta; Hemiptera; Cicadellidae.
AUCUCAGGGUUAUCAGAGAUCAAAUUCCACAGUCCCUGCCAAUCAUGAGAUUGAGUUAUUAAUGAUCAUACACAGACAAGUUUAGAGACUAAUUGUUUGAUAUCAAUCAGAUGUAAUCAGAGUAGUACAGUAUGAUGUCUUUCUUUGGCGUUUUUGUGUUGAUUUUAAUUGUGCUUUUGUUGAUAUUUUUUCAUUUCUACUAUUGGUGUGGAAUAAGAGUCCGUAGAUUAAUAUCUUCUAUCCCAGGAUACACGGAAACAGAAAGUUGGGCUUUUUCAUAUGAAGCUGCUAUAUUGCCAACAGAAGGAGUGCUUUCAUUUUUAGAGAAAGUGUUUGGGAAACAUACUUCAUUGUGCUCAAUGUGGUUUUUAGGAGUCCCAUAUGUAAAUUUGUCAUCUCCAGGGAAUCUUGAGGCAUUGCUCAAGAGUGUUCAGCACAUAACAAAAGGACGUGAAUACUUCAUUUUGGUACCUUGGCUUGGUGAUGGACUACUCACUAGUACAGGUGCGAAGUGGCAUGCCCACAGGAAGAUGUUGACACCUGCUUUCCAUUUUAGAAUUUUAGAAAGUUGCUUGCCAAUAUUUAACAGAAAUGCCCAGUUGUUAAUAAAGAUUUUACAAGACAACUUUGCAGAUGAGAAAAUAUUGAAUGUGGACACUUUUAUUUCUCUUUGCUCACUUGACAUUAUUUCAGAGGCAGCAAUGGGAGUUAGGCUUGAGGCUCAGUUGCAGAAACAUUCAACACUAGAGUAUGUCAAUGGAGUGAAAAGGAUGGGACAACUAUGUUUGAAUAGAGGCAAAUCAUUUUAUUUAGUUAAAGACUGGGUCUAUAGUUUAACUCCUGAAGGCAGAGAACAGAAAAGGCUUUUAAACAUGCUCCACAGUUUCACUGAAAACGUGAUCAAAGAAUGUAAGCAUAAGCGGAUGGUGGCAAAAGAAAAUGGUACUACCGAUCAGCAACCAACUGCAUUUGUCGACAUCCUUCUUGAGAUGUCAGAGAAUGAGCCUGGUUUGUUUACUGAUGUGGAGAUUAGAGAAGAAGUAGACACAUUCAUAUUUGAGGGUCAUGACACAACAUCAGCAUCAAUAUCUUGGUCUCUUCUACUUUUAGGACAUGACCAAACAGUACAAGAAAAAGCCUACAAUGAACUGUGUUCCAUAUUUGGCAACAGUGAUAGACCUGCAACCAAACAGGACCUAACCAAGAUGAUUUAUCUAGAAGCUGUCAUUAAAGAGUCUUUGCGCCUUUAUCCACCUGUGUCGUACAUGAGCAGGACAUUGGAUAGUGACUUAAAAUUGGAAAAACACAUAGUUCCUGCAGGAGCAAAUGUUUUGUUCAUACCUUAUCUUCUCCACCGGCAAAGUCAGCUCUAUCCAGAUCCAGAGAAAUUUGAUCCAGAUCGCUUCUUAAAACUGGACACCAAUCGUCAUCCAUUUAUGUACAUCCCAUUUAGUGGUGGGCCAAGGAAUUGCAUUGGACAGAGGUUUGCUAUGAUGGAAAUGAAAGUAAUCAUUUCACACAUUUUGAGACACUUCAGAGUCCAGGCAGUCACAAAACGAGAAGGACUAAAGCUUAUAUUCUCUCCCAUUCUAAAACCCAUGGAUGGUAUUUAUGUGACGCUAUACAAGAGAAGCUGACAAUUCCAUCAUACAAAUUAUUUCCUAGUAAAUUAUUAUAAUAAUUAUUUUUAGUAAACAUUUUUAAGACCUGUU